This is a messenger RNA of Hypanus sabinus (Atlantic stingray), 3594 nucleotides long. Its product is annotated as proline-rich protein 5-like. Bases 1644 to 2708 code for a protein of 354 amino acids. NCBI's taxonomy places the organism in Eukaryota, Metazoa, Chordata, Chondrichthyes, Myliobatiformes, Dasyatidae. The record is from RefSeq and is a predicted model, not a curated record. Gene Ontology annotation, biological process: TORC2 signaling. Gene Ontology annotation, cellular component: TORC2 complex. The transcript is spliced from 12 exons.
UCAAUAUUCCAGACACCCACCGCACUCUGCUACACUUCUACUCUGCAUAAGGUGUCUAUAUACUUCAGCUUAAUCAUUUUAUAUUGCAAAUUGAUGAUUUCAACACUGGUCAAAAUUUACCAAAUCAAAAUAACUGAACUUGUCACUUGCUCCCUAAUACUCAGUUUUGUAGAAUAGGUACCACAAUGAUCUUGUGUGGUGAGGUUUCUCUGAGUCCAGUAGAGGAGCAGGCGUUUACCCAGCAUUCACACUGGGGAUUUGGUGCCCAGAUCUUACACCAGGUCAGCAAUGGUACAGGAGACACAAUCCAGCUGAUUACAGUGGGAGAUCGUUGGACUAAGAGAAAAACAAGAAAGGGGAAUGAGGGAUUGAUCUUCACUGAUGCAGCAGGUUACAGAAAGAAAAAAAAUUGUCAACCCUUCCCCCCUCCCCUUAACCACUCCCCCCAAACAUAUCCCUUAAGAAAAAAAAGAGAAGAAAAAUGAAAGAAAGAAUGUCUGGAUAUCGGAAGAUCCCCACAUGCUCCAUGGAGUUCAUAAUAGCUUUAAUAUGUAUAUUUAAUUCUUUCCCCAGAUAACCAAUAAUUUUAUCUUCGGAGCACCUAUAUAUUUAAUCCUAUCUUUUGUAAAUAAGGGCGCCAAAUUUUCAGAAAUAUUUAAUAUUUAUCUCUUAAAUUAUGUAAUUUUUUUCAAGUGGAAUACAGCUAAAGAUUUCAUUCUUCCAACGAUCUAUAUUUAAGUAUGAAUCCGCUCUGUAGUACUGUUGUGCUUUGGAGGUAAUGUUGCACUAAAGUUCAGCUUUGUGAUAAAUGCCACAGGAAAGUCAAGCUAUUUCGAAGGUAAUAUAUUGCUUUUUUUCUCCAAAAACCGCCAUAAGCAAAUUGACCCGUCACUUAAUUUUGUACCAAUCGAAGGUAAAGCUGCGGUGAGUGUACAUAAUUCGCAACUUUCAGUGUAACUGUGCGGUAUUCUGUGACCUCUGUGAUACUUAUAAAUAACAGCACUUCAUAAAUGUUACCGUGUUCUCGUAUAUUUUACAUAUGCUCCUCUUCCUGUUUUCUUUUGGAAUCUCUUUGCCAACCGUGCCGCAAUUUUACAUGAAGUUUUUGAAAACAGAAAGCCUGUCCACGGUGGGCUGGAGAUUAACCCUUGCGCCCUGCGUUCCGCUUGAGGUCAACAUUACGGGAGCGAGUUCUGCACAAUGGACAGCCGCCACUAAAUACGAAAUCCAAACAGGAGGCACCUAACAGGAGAAAACAAUACGUCUGUAUCACCAGCAUCGACGCCCACCACACGAAAGCUUCAGUUCUACAUAGAGUGAAGCUGCAGGGAGCGAGGCCGGCGCACGGGUGGAGUUGUUGCUGUCCCGGGACCCGGACUCACCACCCCCACCCCUCCCUCCCUCCCUCUCACGCUACAAUGCCUCGCUGCCCAGUCGAUUAAAGAGCAACGAGUCGCCAGCAUCGCCCCCAGCCGUCUGAGCUUCGGACUUUACAGGAUUCCUUUUCAUGCCGAUACGCUCACUGGAAGGAGCUAGAGGCUGCAUUAACACAGAUGCCAUAACUUCAAUUAAAGCCCUGGAGGUGAUAUCCCACCUCAGGAACUCCCCAGCCUCAGGACGAGGCGAAGAGUGAGACGCUGAGGAUGGGCUCCUUCCGCAAACCUAGGCCUCGCUUUCUGAGUUCUCCGGUGCUCAGUGACUUACCUCAGUUCCAUGCGGCCAGGCAGGCAGCAUUGCUCGGCUCCAACAAGGCCUGGAACAGUGUACAUAAAGCAGUGAUCAAAGUGUUCCAGGGAGGAAGCUUGCAAGAUAAUGAAUUAUACUCUCUGAAUGAAAACAUACGGCAGCUACUGAAGAGUGAGCUGGGUCCUUUCAUUACUGAUUACUUUCAGAACCACCUUCUUUCAAAAGGCCUGAUCCUGAUGGAAGAGAAGAUGCGCGUGUGUGAAGGUGAAAAUCUUUUAGAAGCUUUAACAAGGAUAUGGGAUCAUUUUUUUACUGAAAUCCUACCCAUGCUACAGGCCAUAUUUUACCCUGUACAGGGGAAAGAGCUCACUAUUCGUCAGAUGGCUUUACUUGGAUUCCGAGAUCUGGUCCUGCUGAAGGCCAAUCUGGAGCAAGUGCUGCAUCAACGCCAUAAUGAUGUCCCUCCAUCCAUCACACAGAUGUUACUAGUGCUUCAGGGUGCUCAUGAGCCUAAAGGACCGACUGAGGAAUACAUCCAGCUGGAACAUUUGGUACAGUUGGUGGUCUCUCCAUAUCUGGGCUUGUAUGAACUCCUCCCCAGGGACAGGAGCAUCGCAAACACUGUCUGUUUACUUGAUCGAAGAUUUGCAGGCCCAAAAUCAAAGGCAGUUGAUGCUUUAACUGAUGUGUGUGAAGUAACUGCAUCCAAUGAGACUAUGCUGACUCCUUUAAUCGAGCAGGAGGGCGAGACUUACUUGGAGAAAUGUGGGAGCCUACGACGUCACACAGUGGCCAAUGCCCCCACUGAGCUCCAGCUCUUGGCGAUGAGCUCCAUGCUGCAUCCUAGUCUGCGGGAGGAAGCAAACUCUGAAGACAAGCGUCUACUGACACAACCCAACCUUAAUCACAAACACUAUUCCAGUGGGCUCAACGUCCCGGAAAUUGAGUCCGAGUUUAUGAACCUUUCGCCAGAGAAGACUUUGGAUAUGAAGCGUACAGCGCUUGGUUCAAUCUCAAAGUAAUUGCUAAGGCACCUUGUUAGCAUUUACAGGAAGAAAUAAUUCCAUAAUCUGCCUAAAUUGAUUUAGGGGGUGUCCCUCACCAAGAAAGUCUAAUUCAAGCUGCUUAUGUGUACUGAAUGAUCCUUAAACCAGAGCCUUCACUGUAACAACUGCAGAUACCUCAGAACUGAAAUAACAGCCCAGCAGGAAGGAUGAGUGCAUUUGUUAUGCUGGAACAUCCUGCUCCAGGUGCCCUGGUGAAAGAACACCCAGUAGCAGUAAGUUUGCACUAAUGUUAUAACUCAGAGAAGUCCUGGACUCUAAAACCUGAGAUUGCACCAUGCUGGCAGCAUUGUUUAAAUACUGGACGUCAGUUCUGUCUCACCACAAGCCACUGGUUUAUGACAGAGAACUGCCCAGACUGACCGUCCGUUCUAUUCACUGCCAGUCUGCCUUUUACUGAAGACAUUUUAGAAGUAAUUUCGAACUGUUUCUCUCAAAUGAAGAUAGCUACGAAACUUCAGACAAGAUUUUCACUGUGUACUGUCUGUGAUGAAAUACAAUAUUUUCCUCUUUCAUUAUAAAUGGAUGUUCUCUCUUUUUGUGUGUAAGAAGUUCAGGAGCAAUGUUAAACUUGCAAGAAAGCAGAACAAGCUUGAAUGCAUGUGUGUGCUGCAAAGCGAAUACCAAUCAGUGAAAUAGGGCACUGAGAACACAGCAAGAGUUUCUAAACUGUGGGCCCUUGUUGAACAGAACAGAAUUUAAAAUCAGUUAAUUCGCCUCUCAACAGGGGCUUUAAGCUGGUGGCAUUUAACCAAGCAUACUGAACAGUUUACACAGAAACUUCCUUCAAACUUGAUGUUAUGUCAUCUAGAACAAGCAAGUUAUUUUUCUCAUUUUUACCAAA